AUUGGCCGUGGCGAGCGAGUGUGCCCGCCCAGCCCGCGCUUCCCCCGGCGCCGUCGCAGCCCCCUGGACGGCCGCCGCAGCCAUGAACCCGUUAUUCGGCCCCAACCUCUUCCUCCUGCAGCAAGAGCAGCAGGGCUUGGCGGCAUCGGAGCCCGAGCAGCAGCAGCAGCAGCAGUUCCCGGACCUUUUCUUCCUUCCCGGCGAGCCCCCGAGGGACUUCUUCGACGGGGAGCUGGCCCCGCCGGCCUCCCUCUCCGCCGGCUCUGCCUUCCCGGCCCCGCCGGCCGCCAUGGCGCUCCGCAACGACCUGGGCUCCAACAUCCAUGUCCUCAAGACCCUCAACCUCCGCUUCCGAUGCUUCCUGGCCAAGGUGCACGAGCUGGAGCGCCGCAACCGGCAGCUGGAGAAGCAGCUGCAGCAGGCCCUCGAGGAAGGCGGCGCCCGUCGGAGCAGCCUGCAGCGCCGGGACCAAGCCGUGCAGACGGGCUUCGUGGGCCCCAUCCGCCCGCUGGGGCUUCCGCUGGCUGGGGGCGUCGGAGUCGGCGGCGGCAGCAGCAGCAGUUGCAGCAGCCCCCGCUCGGUAGGGCUGAGCACGCCGUCGAGGGUGCUGAGCUCGCCCAGCUGCCACCACCCGGGGGCCCCGCUCACGCCCACCUCGUCGCAGUCUCCGUCGCUGCCCGGCGGCACUUUCUCGUCCUCCUCUCGCUUUUUGCCGGGCACCAUCUGGUCCUUCUCGCAGGCUCGACGGCUGGGGCCCGGCCUAGAGACCACCUUGGUGCAGGGGCCCGGGGUCUCUUGGGUGCACCCUGACGGCGUCGGAGUGCAGAUCGACACCAUCACCCCCGAGAUCCGGGCGCUCUACAACGUCCUGGCCAAGGUGAAGAGGGAACGCGACGAGUACAAGCGCAGGUGGGAAGAGGAGUAUACGUUGCGUGUUCAGCUGCAAGACCGAGUGACUGAGCUGCACGAGGAGGCCCAAGAAGCAGAAGCGUGUCAGGAAGAGCUGGCGAUGAAGGUGGAGCAGCUUAAAGCAGAGCUGGUCGUUUUCAAGGGGCUGAUGAGCAAUAAUCUGACUGAGCUCGACACCAAAAUCCAAGAGAAGGCCAUGAAAGUGGACAUGGACAUCUGCCGGCGCAUAGACAUCACGGCCAAACUGUGCGACGUCGCCCAGCAGCGCAACUGCGAGGACAUGAUCAAAAUGUUUCAGAAUCAGUUGUCUCUGCACUUGUCUCCCAUUAAGGUCCCAGCCACGAUGGGGCGGAAGCGGGAGAGGAAGCUGGUCAGCGACGAGGACACCUCCCUCUCUGAGAGCGAGACUUCCAAAAAACUCGAGGAGGAGGAAGAGGAUGAGACCACAGCCAUGAGCAUCAAUGAGGAGAUGCAGAGGAUGCUGAACCAGCUGAGGGAGUAUGACUUUGAAGAUGACUGCGACAGCCUCACCUGGGAGGAGACUGAAGAAACGCUGCUGCUGUGGGAGGAUUUCUCUGGCUAUGCUAUCGCUGCAGCUGAAGCCCAGGGGGAGCAGCCGGACGACAGUUUGGAGAAAGUGAUCAAGGACACGGAGUCGCUCUUCAAAAGCAGGGAGAAGGAAUAUCAGGAAACCAUCGACCAAAUCGAGCUGGAGUUGGCCACAGCAAAGAAUGACAUGAACCGGCACCUACACGAGUACAUGGAGAUGUGUAGCAUGAAGCGGGGCCUGGACGUGCAGAUGGAGACUUGCCGCCGCCUCAUCACCCAGUCGGGAGACAGAAAAUCUCCUGCUUUCACUCCGGUCUCGAAAAGUGAAUCGGCUCCAAGCGAGGAAAAGGAGGAGUCCGAUCAUGACCUCCCAAGCGAUGCCUCCAUAAGAUAAUGAGGGGGGAAUCUGCCCCCUCUGCAUCUCUCUCCUGGCCCAGGAGUUGUGAGCGUGCCGUUGGGGGGUGGGGGAAGCCAUGCCCUCGCUGUGGCUGUGCCGGACGGAAGGGAACCAAGAGCCAUACCCCAUUAGAAGUCCUGCCACACAGUCCCUCCGCAAUCUGGAGGGGGAGCUAGAUAAGAUGCACAUCGGGAGAGUCUGGCCUCUCCGUUCCUUCCUCUCCUCUUCUCCCCCCUCCCCCAAGUACUUUUUUGGGUUUUGGUGGGGAGGCACCCGCCUUAUUGCAUCUGCUACUCCUGGGUUCUGCCUCGGGAAGCCCCCCCUCGCCACCUAGUAUAUGUGACUUGCCUCCCCACGCUACACACACACACACAAGCUGAACUGGAUCCUUUCCUCUCUGCAAAACCUGAACCUCAUCUCGUUGCCAAGUGGGCUUUAAGGCUGGACUCUGUUCUCUGAACAGGCAGAAGUGCAUUUGGGCAGUGCGCGCCCCCCCUCCCAAGGCCACGUUGCCCCCCCAACAGCAAGAGCCUCUCCUCGUGUGGGGAUGAAGAACGAGCCGCGGUCUCCUUCGCCCCUGCCUCUCCGCCCUUGCAUUCUGCUUAGUCGCGCUCCCGUGGCACAAACAAUGUCUGCGAUGUGCUAUGUCUGGAAACGAGGAACAUUAAAUGGAUUUGACGUCCUUUUCUACAA
Zootoca vivipara (common lizard) is the source of this 2548-nucleotide messenger RNA. The record is from RefSeq and is a predicted model, not a curated record. Lineage: Eukaryota; Metazoa; Chordata; Lepidosauria; Squamata; Lacertidae.